AUGGGGAGGCACUCCGAUAUAGGAGCCAUGGCCCAGCGAUAUAUCUUAGUGGCAGUUGGCCCCGAUCAAGAAGAUGACUUGGAGGUGGAGGGUGAUAUUGGGUUAGUCGAGGGCAUCCUGCUACCAGCCACUGAAGGGGGAGAAUCAGCAAUUUGUGGAUCCUACCGUCCAGUCAUCGAAGCUAAUCCGAUUAGGCUAGGUGAUCAUCGAAUCGGCUCAUGGAGAUUCGAAGUCCUUCAUCUCGUCCAGUCUUUUCAGACGUGUAAGGAAGACCUCAGCCUCAUAUUCCAUCAGGUUGAUACUCGAAUAGGCGUUGGAGUUUCGUACCUCCAGGUGUCCGCAUAUACCUUGGUGGCCAUCAGCGUCGACCGCUACAUGAAUAUCCUCUGGCCUCUCAAACCCAGGAUGUCCAAGAGCGCCGCUAAGUUCAUCAUGCUCUUCGUAUGGCUGGUCGCACUCCUCACUGCCUUACCGAUUCCCAUUGUGUCCACUCUUGAGCAGCCCUCUCCGUGGCACAAGCACUGCAAGAGGUAA
Molecule: messenger RNA, 534 nt
Organism: Nezara viridula (southern green stink bug)
Lineage: Eukaryota; Metazoa; Arthropoda; Insecta; Hemiptera; Pentatomidae
Source: the annotation of a GenBank genome assembly